CUUUAGUCUGAGUUCCAAACCCGGGUAUGGCCAUGGCGGGCACUCACACUCCGCAAUCUGCUUGGAUUCUUCGCCUGUUGUUUCUUUGGGCUUCUUCAAUUCUGGUAUUUGCCGAUGAACGGUCCUUAUUUCUUCUUCAAAAUACCACACUGCAGCUCUCGCGUGGCUUGCCUGUGGGAAAUCCUCCUGGUUCUAAGCCCGGUGCUACUGUGGUUGUCGAAAGAGUUCAUAUACGUGGACUGCCAAGGUUUAGAAACCUGGGGAAAUUUUCCCACUCCUUGAAAGUGAAGGUGUUGCCUACAAAUUCAAAUGUUCGCCUCCCAAGCAUUGAGGUUUGUUUCCAUAGGAAUGUGUCUCUUCCAGUGGGGAUGUGCCCACUUGGUCAGUGGGAGAAAGUUGCCAAGGGUUCUUGGGCUCGAUCAAUGUCUCCUUUUGACCGCAAGCUCUUAGACAUAAGGACUGCUGGUUCCACACUGGAAAAUUUUGAGGUUUCCAUUGAAGAAGAAUUUUUUGUGUUUCGUAUUGUAUUAUUAGCAUUAGGCAUUAUUCUGCUGAGCUUGGCAUCCUUUAUAAGCAAAUCAUUAGCAUUUUAUUAUAGCAGCACAAUGGCAAUUGGAAUAAUUCUAGUGAUAUUGAUCAUUCUUUAUCAGGGAAUGAAACUUCUUCCAACUGGUCGCAAGAGUUCCCUUGCUAUAUUUUUGUAUUCAUCUGCUGUUGGUUUUGGGACUUUUCUCCUCCGUUACAUUCCUGGCUUAGUUCGUUCAGUACUUACAGAGCUAGGAAUUGAUGAAGACAUGUAUAAUCCUUUGGCAAUAUUUCUGCUGACUUUUGUUGCAAUAGCUGGAGCCUGGUUGGGGUUUUGGGUGGUCCACAAGCUUGUCCUGACUGAAGAUGGAUCAGUGGACACAAGCACUGCCCAAUUUGUUGCAUGGGCCUUAAGGAUUUUGGCUUCUAUUAUGAUUCUUCAGAGUUCAAUGGAUCCUCUGUUAGGAACAUUGGCAUUAUUAUGUGGAUCACUAGUCUCCUUGUUGAAGAGGAUGCAUAGAUUGAGACUCCUUCGACGAAUGCGUAGGAGUUUGUUUAAAUCACCCAAGAAAAACAGGAGGAAAUCUCUGGUUCCUGAUUCAUUGCCUUUCGUUGAUUCAGAUGAUGAACAUAUGUACAUGAUGCAAAGUGAAGAGGAUUUUACAUUUAAUCAGCCUCAACUGAAAGGCUUCACCUUGACUCAUUGCAAAUCUCCACCAGGUUUCACUGGGACACCGCCUAAAACACUGAAGGAGGAGCUAUACCCAUCCAUCAUACACAACACACCAGAGAGAAAAAAAUAUUCAGCUGCAGAAUGGGAUACAUUCACAAAGGAGUCCACUGAAAAGGCCUUGGAAGAACUCGUUGCAUCGCCCGAUUUCAGUAAAUGGCUGUCCACCAAUGCGGAUAGGAUAACUGUAACACCCAACUCAAGAACCGACAGCCGGCACCGACGGUGGCUGUUGUGGUCUUGAGCCGUCUUAUUGUUCUUCACAAAUUCAUGACAGCUUAAUUGAAAUAGGUGAGAAUGUCCUACAGGGUUCCUUUCCUGUUGUUCUGAUAGUUGCUUUUCCUUGACAGAUGGUAGAAACAGGAGGGCAAUGUAGAUUAGAGAAACUUAAAGUGUAAAAUUUUUGUGACAUGUUUUCCACGGUGUAGAUAUUCAUUCCCUGUGUCGGUGGUUUCUCAGUUCCUGUCCACUGGGGAGGGUCGGGAAAAUGUUUUAAUUUGUAUCCGACCAUCCAACGCGUUACAUCGGUCCAUGCAGCCUCUAGACGUUUUGUAUAACUGAUGUCUUAAUUUUGAAAUGGUUAAAAUGUAAUCUCUACGUUUUUAAGUUAAAACUUCGGUUCUAUGUCUUAGUACAUCUUAACUUCUUAGCCGUGUAGUUUUGGUUGAGUU
Abrus precatorius (Indian licorice) is the source of this 1926-nucleotide messenger RNA. RefSeq lists its product as uncharacterized. The transcript has 10 exons. The record is from RefSeq and is a predicted model, not a curated record. NCBI's taxonomy places the organism in Eukaryota, Viridiplantae, Streptophyta, Magnoliopsida, Fabales, Fabaceae. Bases 27 to 1499 code for a protein of 490 amino acids.